AACUGACAGAUGACAUAACGUAUUCUUGGCAACGGUAGGCAAGAUGAUUUAUAAACAAAAAACAUUUAAAAUACUUAUUAUAAUUCACAACUAAAUAAAAUCAUUGUAAUAAAUGAGGUGUUGGGAAAUUUGUCAACUUUAUACAGUAUUGUGUUUCUCGUUAACGUAUAAAAUAUAUCAAAAGUGAAAUGGCUUCUACUAAUAUUCGGGAUCAACUCGAACAUCAACGUCAGCGUGUGGAACAGAGGAUGAAGCAAAAGCGCCAAAGUCUUGGAUUGGUUCAAGCUAACGACUUGAGAGUUGGUUCUGCAAAGCGUCCUAUCUCUGGUAGUCGUUCUAGAGAACUCCACGGCUAUGAUGGUCCGAUGCAAUUUCUUAUGUCUCCAGUAAAUCCUGACCAAGUUAUACCUCUUCAGACAAAUAGAAUUUCCACUUAUGAUGAACUGGGCAAUCAAAUUGAAGUCUUAACAGUGGGUGAUGACACAGGAGAAGGUAGCGGUGAAGAGGGAGAAAGUGUGCCAGUUUGUAGUGUAGGACGAGAUGCAAGUGCAGAUGAUCUGUGUGCUGAUGCAGCUGUUGCACCUAUGCUGUCACGGCCCCAAAGAGAUGGUUCACCAACUCAAAAUGCAGAAAUAGAAGGCUCUGUAGAGGGUGCUGUUGAGACUUUUGUAAUAACUCCAGCUAAGCAUGGAACAUUGUACAAGUGUAGAAUAGCAAGGGACAGGAAGGGAAUGGAUAGAGGCCUAUAUCCUACUUAUUUCCUGCAUUUAGAAAAGGACUAUGGCAAGAAAGUAUUUUUAUUAGCAGGUCGGAAACGUAAAAAGUCAACAACAUCCAAUUACCUGAUAUCUACAGACCCAACAGAGUUAACACGUCAAGCCGAUAGUUAUGCUGGCAAAUUAAGGUCCAAUUUACUUGGUACAGCAUUCACUGUGUAUGAUAAUGGCAAGGCCUGGAGGAAGAACUCUAGGGAUCCUCCACGUCAUGAGUUGGCUGCAGUUGUAUAUGAUACAAACGUCUUGGGAUUCAAAGGACCGCGCAAAAUGACUGUAAUAUUACCAGGAAUGACCCCAGACAGGCAGCGGGUGACAAUCGCCCCACAGGAUGACUCAGAGACACUUCUAGAACGUUCUAGAAGCAAGAACUUUGAUGAUAUUGUGGUUCUACACAAUAAAACACCAGUCUGGAAUGAUGAAACACAGUCAUAUGUGCUUAAUUUCCACGGAAGGGUCACACAGGCAAGUGUGAAGAAUUUUCAGAUUGUACAUGACUCGGAACCGGAUUAUGUUGCGAUGCAAUUUGGUAGAAUAUCCGAGGAUGUGUUUACUAUGGACUUCAGGUACCCGCUGUGUGCCUUACAGGCUUUUGGUAUCGCGUUAAGUUCCUUUGAUAGUAAACUUGCCUGUGAAUGAUUUAUAACCGGAGAUUUUAAUUUUUAAGUGUGAAUAUUAUCGUUAUGUGACUGUUGAAUAGGUGUUUCAAUACAGAUAAAUUUACAAAAACCUGAGACUAAGGCUUUAUGCUAUAUUCCGAAACCAAAUCCAAAACUUGAGCUCUCUUGUAAUAACUAACAUGAAAUUGUUUAAUUUAAUCAUACAUUUAAUAUUUUAAUCAGGAUAUUCAAUAAGAAAAAUAUUUAUUUAAUAUAUGGCCCGAAAUAAUUGCUUUCUUAUUUACAAGUUCUUGUUGGAACACCAUUCAACAGUCAAUUUGAAUAAUAUUUAGGUUGAUUAAUUGUUUGAAUAAUUUGAUUGGGACAUUUUAUAACAGAUUUUGCAGCACGGAAAUAACACAAGGGUUUUUAAUUAUUCGUAACUCUAGUCACAAUAUCACUACUAUAGAAUUUUAUAUAUUAAAAAAUGUCCCAAUUAAUAGUGUUGUCCUAUUUUAAAGACAGCUUGGAUAGAGUCCUUUGACUCUUAUUUUUCCGACCAAGAUAAUACCUUGGAAUUUACUAUUUAUACAUUCCUUUGUGACUGUUAUUAAUGUAAUGUAUUAUUGUAAAUUAUUUAAAAAUAACGAAUUUGAUUAAAUCACAAUCAUGAUUUAGCAUUUAGUUAACUUUACGCACACUCCAUUUAUUGGUGCUUUUGAUUAUAGUUAUUUAUUAAUUUGAUCCAACGAAUCAAUUAUAAAAAUAGAACCAUGUUUUAGAAAGAUUUCAUCAUAGUAGUUAAUAAUAAGACCUUGACUUGAGGAAUUGAGAAAAUCUUAAGAUUUUAUAAUGAAUAAAAAUAAUGUGACCAAUUUUGAUGGAAUUUUGUUAGAUAGAUAUCACAAUUUUUCAUUGUAGUUUAUAAAACUGCAUUUACAUUUUAUCAACAAAUGUUUUUUUUAAUUAUCAAUUUACAGAUAACAAAAUACUUCUAUUUCAAAACCCCAGGGUUAUGUUAGGGGUAAAUAAUAUCCCUUAUUCAUACUAAUGUAAAAUAUCAAUCUAAUACAAGUUUUAACUAAUAUACAUACUCAAUUGUCUCAAUGUUAUAUGAGUUUAUUCUGUGAUAAAAAGAGACAGAGUGUAUAAGUAAAAACAGUAAACAAACUAUUUUAGUUUUUUUACUAAGGAAGGAAAUUUAUAUUAGUUGCUUAUGAAAACUUGCCCCAUUGUUGUGGUAUAUUUGAUUUACCAAAUUUAAUAUUAAUUGCAAAUAUAGCUCUUUUUAAAGUUGAAAAUUAAUUAAUCACAAUUAAUGUAAAUUUAUCUUAAUUGUUUAAGGAAUGUUGCAUUUAAAUGAAGUAUGUACAAUUUAUUUGAGCUAGUCAAUAUGAUUUAGACUAUUAUUUAAAUUUAAGUAUGCACAAAUUUUCCACCGGUUUUAGUAUGUAUUAUUUAUUGAAUAUUGUCAUGAUAAAGAUUGCAAAUCAACUGAUAAAUCAUAGAAUAUUUGAGUGAGUCAUUGUCAAAAGUAUUUGUAUAAAACAAUUAUUUGGUAAGGAAAUGCCAGUUAAGAUUCUAAUUUACUAUUGAUAUAUCAUUUUUAUUGCCAUUUGUUUUAAGUUAAAAAGUAGGGUAAAAAUCUAUGUGUGGUCUAUGGAGACUUAUUAAAAAUGAUUUUUUGUAUAGGUAAAGGAUACCGUAUGAGAAGCAGUUUUAACUAAAGGAAUUAUUUCUCUUUCUACCCAGUGUUCUUUACGAUGUGAUGAAUAGAGACGGUUUUAUGCGUAAAAAGAGUAAAGACGUUACAGUGAAUGUAACAAACAUUCGGUUUAUUUACGCAAUUAUUGUUUUUAACAUACAUACAAAAUUUGAGUACAAUUUAUUAUUGCUUUUGAGUAGGAAGGUUUUUUUAUCAUUUAAUCAAUUUCUAUACUAAAUUUAUAGUACCUAAUUUAGUCGAAGGCACUGAACCAUCAAUUAUGUAUUAAGAUACUUAUACUUAAUUUAUUUUUUACCAUUACAGUAUUAGCAAUAAGUAAGUUUAAGUUUUGUCGUGGUUCUUAUUGCCUAAAUUACAUAUAACAAUCACAAAUAAUUGGAAAAUCACAAUAUAGUUACUAGCAUAAUGCAUUUUAAAUAUUGAACUUGUCAUACAUACAUACUUUAAUUUUAAUAAACUAAUAUAUUAAUUAAAUUUUUUAAAUGAUGUGUAAGAUAAUUAAAAUAACGAUUAAAGCAUGAAACGAGCUUCUAGAUUAAUAUUUAAUAUAAAGUGCACGAUUUAAUCUCGAAUUUAUAGAUCUUUUGUAAAACAUAGAGCUUUCACAAUUUUUUAUAACGAAUUAAGUGUCUGUUUAACAUGGAUUUAGAAUUACGUCGCACGAAUUUGAUGAUGCUGAUUAUGCAGGAGUCUCGGGGGACAUUGGAACACCUCCAAGUGAUUUUUGCUGCCGGAAAUGUGUCUUAAGUAUUU
This is a messenger RNA of Pieris napi, 3851 nucleotides long. RefSeq names its product protein king tubby (gene ktub). Gene Ontology annotation, biological process: protein localization to cilium. NCBI's taxonomy places the organism in Eukaryota, Metazoa, Arthropoda, Insecta, Lepidoptera, Pieridae. The transcript has 7 exons. The record is from RefSeq and is a predicted model, not a curated record. The coding region runs from base 189 to 1412 and encodes 407 amino acids. Gene Ontology annotation, cellular component: cilium.